UAGAACAUCAAAUUGAUCGUUAAACAGGAUGUUAAAGCAAUAUUGGCCUUGCUGUUGCCCUCCUUCGCCUGCGGAUGCGUAGAGAACAACGACUUUGUCUCUCUACAGGAAAUCCUUGUGAGGAUGGAUGUAAAUGUUGGGGACUAUGAUGGCUACACUGCCAUGCACAGAGCUUGUAAAAUGGGUAAAAGUGAUAUGGUAAAGUAUUUACUGUAUAGUGGAGCAACAUGCCACCUGGAAAACCGCUUUGGCUGCACACCCCUGCACCUUGCCAUAAAAAACAAGCACUUUGACCUGAUUAAGAUUUUGAGACUGAAAGGGGCCAGCGUAACUCUAAAGCCUGUGCGAAUCGGCAUGGAUCUCAUCAAGGCAGUCCGAACUACAGACUAUCAACUUUUGCAUGCUUGGUAUUUAGCUGGAGUGAACAUGAACCAGGGUGAUUAUAAUAGACAGACUGCUUUACAUGUGGCAGUGAAGAAGAGGGACAAGGACAUGGUGGCCAAACUUCUUGAGUAUGGAGCUACCCCAUGGGUACAAUAAAUGUAGAUUAUGUAUAUUUUUAUUUCUGUCAACAUACUUUUCAAAAUCAAUACAUUCUUUCAGAUACUGCCUUUUACCAUUCUGAUUGAUUGCACUUAUAAGUCAUGCAAAUAUAAAAAAAAUCAAUAAUUGGCAACCUGUAACACGCAUAAUUUGUUUUCCCUUUCAGAAGAGGGAUGUGUGGGAAAGGACAGCAGCGG
Molecule: messenger RNA, 740 nt
Organism: Myxocyprinus asiaticus (Chinese sucker)
Lineage: Eukaryota; Metazoa; Chordata; Actinopteri; Cypriniformes; Catostomidae
Product: L-asparaginase
Exons: 4
Coding region: 124-540 (138 amino acids)
Biological process (GO): regulation of gene expression
Cellular component (GO): nucleus
Molecular function (GO): protein binding
Source: RefSeq, a predicted model, not a curated record